Acaulospora colombiana is the source of this 444-nucleotide messenger RNA. The record is from the annotation of a GenBank genome assembly. Lineage: Eukaryota; Fungi; Glomeromycota; Glomeromycetes; Diversisporales; Acaulosporaceae.
AUGUCAGUCUCUUCACAUUCUGUUUGCGAAGAAGUUGUUUUUUAUCCAUUACUCGAGAAACAUCUUCCCAGUGGGAAAGAAGUAGCCGAUCAUUCUCGUAAGGAACAUCUCCAGGUCAAAGAGGAUCUAGUCAAAUUGGAUAAAAUGAAUGUCACUGAUGAAGGCUACAAUGAACUCGUCGAAAAAACCAUGAAGGAACUUCAAUCUCACAUUAAAGAAGAGGAGACCUCCAUUUUUCCCAAAUUUAAAGAAGCCGUCGCUGCUAAUGUCCUCAACGAGGCUGGCGAAAAAUUCGUUUCUACGCGUAAGAUGGCCCCUACCCAUCCUCAUCCCGGUGCACCUGAUAAGCCUCCAGCGGAAACUGCUGCGGGGAUGACGGCCUUGCCUCUUGAUAAGGCUCGUGACUUGACUCGAGACUUCGUCGAUACGGGUCGUGAAUCUUAA